GCCGCCGGGGGGCGGCAUCCCUUAGUUCCCCAGAAUUCUGUUAAUAGCCUGGCUGGGCAGCUGUUCGGUUACUUUGCGCAAUCCCAGAGCUGGCGGCUCCGUUCUCCCCGUGUAAACCCCGCUCCGCUGGCAGGCAGAUGCAGCUGGAAGAACAGAAAUUGGCAGUAGGAUUCAGGCAGGUUUUAUCAUGCUACGAACAUUCAGAGACACAACUGGCAAGUUUGGGGUCCACCUUUUAAAGUGCCAUCACCAUCAUAAACCUGUACUGGCAAUCAGGAGGGAAGAUGUUAGUGUUUGGGAAAGAAGAGCACCUCUAGCACCAAAGCAUGUUAAAGAGCUAACAAAUCUGGGAUACAAAGUCUUAGUACAACCAUCAAACCGGAGAGCCAUCCAUGAAAAGGAAUAUAUAAAAGCAGGUGGCAUUAUUCAAGAAGAUAUUUCUGAGGCAUCGCUAAUUGUGGGAGUGAAGAGACCUCCAGAGGAUAAAUUAAUUCCUAAGAAGAAUUAUGCAUUCUUCUCUCACACUAUUAAAGCCCAAGAGGCAAACAUGUCUCUACUGGAUGAAAUUCUAAGAAAGGAAAUUCGAUUGAUUGACUAUGAGAAAAUGGUUGAUCACAGAGGACUACGAGUGGUAGCCUUUGGACAGUGGGCUGGUGUAGCAGGAAUGAUCAAUAUUUUACAUGGAAUGGGAUUACGAUUGCUUGCCCUAGGACAUCACACUCCUUUCAUGCACAUUGGUAUGGCUCACAACUACAGGAACAGCAGCCAGGCUGUGCAGGCAGUGCGGGAUGCUGGCUAUGAAAUCUCUCUGGGUUUGAUGCCAAAGUCGAUUGGACCCUUAACAUUUGUGUUUACAGGCACUGGUAAUGUUUCUAAGGGUGCCCAAGAAGUGUUCAAUGAACUCCCCUGUGAGUAUGUGGAGGCACAUGAACUGAGGGAGGUUUCCAAAUCUGGAGACCUUAGGAAAGUAUAUGGGACAGUGUUAAGUCGUCACCAUCAUCUUGUAAGGAAGACCGAUGGGGUGUAUGAUCCAGAGGAAUACGACAAACAUCCAGAACUCUACACUUCUCGUUUUAAUACUGAUAUUGCACCGUACACUACUUGUUUGAUUAAUGGAAUAUACUGGGAGCAACACACCCCUCGCUUGUUGAAUCGAUACGAUGCAAAAAAGUUGUUGGCUCCGGUUAAACCUUCUGCUGCUGCAACUGAGGGUUGUCCAGAAUUACCACACAAACUUAUGGCAAUAUGUGACAUUUCAGCAGAUACUGGAGGAUCCAUAGAAUUUAUGACCGAGUGUACAUCAAUUGACAGUCCAUUUUGUAUGUAUGAUGCUGACCAGCAUAUUAUUCAUGGCAGUGUGGAAGGCUCUGGGAUUCUGAUGUGUUCCAUUGACAACUUACCAGCCCAGCUUCCUAUAGAAGCAACAGAAUACUUUGGAGACAUGCUCUUAACUUAUAUUGAAGAGAUGCUGUUAUCUGACGGCUCACAGCCUCUCGAAAGCCAGAAUUAUUCACCUGUUGUACGAGAUGCAGUGAUUACGUCCAAUGGUUCAUUGACUGAUAAGUAUAAAUAUAUCCAGAAAUUGAGGGAGAGCAGGGAAUACUCGCGGUCACUAACCAGGGAUAAGAAGAGGGUCUUGUUACUUGGAUCUGGCUAUGUUUCUGGCCCUGUGAUAGAAUACCUCACUAGAGAUCCCAAUGUAGAAAUCACCGCAGUUUCUCCACUGACUCUUUAUCUCAGAACAGCAUCCAUCAUGAAGGAGCAACUUGGCCAGCUGACCAAGAAAUACAACAAUGUUACUUCUGUUCAUGUGGACAUCAUUAAGUGCGAGGAUAAACUGUCCUCCUUGGUGAAGACACACGACCUUGUGAUCAGCUUGCUGCCUUACUCAGCACAUCCUUUAGUCGCUAAGAAGUGCAUUGACAGCAAAGUAAACUUAGUGACAGCCAGCUACCUAACACCAGCUAUGAAAGAACUCCAAGAAAGUGUAGAAGCUGCUGGUAUUAUGGUUAUCAGUGAAAUAGGUUUGGAUCCUGGCCUCGAUCAUAUGUUGGCGAUGGAGUGUAUUGAGAAGGCAAAAGAUGUAGGCGCUACGGUCAUAUCGUACACUUCCUUCUGCGGUGGCUUGCCAGCUCCUGAAUAUUCUGCUAAUCCUCUGCGAUACAAAUUCAGUUGGAGUCCACAGGGUGUUCUGUUGAAUACAGUUCAGUCUGCCAGAUAUUUAAAAGAUGGAGAGAUUAUUAAUAUUCCAGCUGGAGGAGCAUUGCUUGAUUCUGUUGCUGUCAUGGAUUUUUUCCCAGGAUUAAAUUUGGAAGGUUUUCCCAACAGGGACAGUACAAAAUAUGCGGAACCAUAUGGUAUUCAGUCAGCCCAUACCUUGAUAAGAGGCACCUUAAGGUAUAAGGGGUAUUCGAAAGCCGUGGGAGGCUUUGUAAAAUUAGGUUUAAUAAACCCAGAUCCAUAUCCUUUGCUUAGCUCAACGGCACCACCUAUAACCUGGAAAGAGCUGAUGUGUAAGCUGCUUGGACUCAAACCUUCUGCCGAAUCUGCUGUCCUUAGAGACGCAAUCUACAACAAACUGGAACAGGACAACAGUCAGCUGCAAGCAGUGGAAUGGUUAGGGAUACUUGAAGAUGAGCCAGUUCCUAUAGCAGACUCCAUUGUGGGGGCACUUGCCAAGCACAUGGAGCUGAAGCUGCCCUUUGGUGCUGGAGAACGAGAUAUGAUAAUUAUGAGAAAUGAAAUAGGUAUCAGGCACCCAUCUGGCCAUUUGGAAGAUAAAUUCAUCAGUCUGGUUGUGUAUGGUGAUGAUAAAGGAUAUUCUGCAAUGGCUAAAACUGUAGGGUACCCCACAGCUAUUGCUGCUAAGAUGGUUCUAGAUGGUGAAAUUGAUGCCAAAGGCAUGGUAAUUCCAUUGACGAAGAAUAUCUAUGCACCAAUUCUUGAGCGCAUUAGAGCAGAAGGCAUUGUAUGUAGUACCCAAAGCAUUAUCCGACAAGAACUAACAAGAGAUUGAGCUUUGGUUUUUUUUUUUUUUUUUUUUUUUUUUUUUUUAAGGAUCUCAGUUAGGCUUCCAGUUUUAUAUACACAAAUUGUGGGCCCACUACUUGAGAGUGCCUACAGACUGAGGCACAAAUUAUGCCCUUUAUAAAAUUAUCUACCUGCCUUUAUGUGGGCCUAAUGAAUAUUUAGAUGUAUAAAGGAUAGCACUUUUCCCUUCAAAACUGUGGGGGCUGUUCAAGUAUCCUGACCAGAGCCAAUUGGCUUAACAGGUCACAUCAUAAAGUGCCCAAAGCCUUUUGCCAUGAACAUACCUUACAAUGCAUUAUUACACUGUAUAAUACAGUAAUGAUGUAUUUGUAGUAUACACUUUGCUAAUAAAGAAGAUAUCUAAGGAGAUUUUAAACACAGUGUAUAUCUUUAGAACAUGAGAGUGUGUUAUUGGCAGAAGCAUGGAACUCUAUUGUAGGAAAAAUCUCAGGGUUAGGUCCAAAAAGGAUUUAGGACCAUAACUUACACCUUAGGUUCCUAAAUCCAAAAUUUAGAUCCUCUGAUCCCCACACAGCUGCCACCUAAUUCUGUAUGUGCCAAAAAUCCCUAGGCACAAAAACUGCUUUUGGUAAAGUUCCCAUGGUUCCUAAAAAUGUGUCCGAGUAUGCAAAUAGCUGCCUUAGGUGCCCCGGUGCCAUUGGGGCUUAGGCAUGAGCAAGGCGUCUUUCACCUGUUUCUCCUGCAGGGCCCAAUAUGUUAGCUGUUCUCAGAAGCACAUUCUCUCUCUGGCCUGAUGAAGAUUUAUUUAUACUCAGUGGAACAGCUUCAAUAGGAGCAGGGGUGUGCACAAGGCGAGCAAGCUGGAGGAUGCACCCCCCAAUAAUCAUCGGGGGCACAGAACUCCUCCAGGGCUACAGGGAGGAGAGCAAGCUCCUGCUGGAGCUGGGAUAGGAGGAGAAGGGAGAGGGAAAAGAGAGCUGUGGAGGAGAAGAGACGGGGAGCCAGAAUGUUUUCUCCCCCCACAGUCAAAGUUAAAUUUCUGCACACACCCCUGAACAUGAGACUGAAAGAAAACUGUACCAGAAUACCCCAUAGCCCGGUGGUUAGGCCACUCUCCUGGGAGUGGGGAGACAAAGUUCAAGGUUCUACUCCUCUUCUGGCAGGAAGGGGAACUGAACCUGGGGGUCUCCUAAAUCCUGGGUGAGUAUCUAAUCAUUGGCCUAAAGGUUAUAAGAGAGGAACAGCUCCUCCUCCUUUUUUGCUUGCUGCAAGAAAGGGCUUAGGUAUCUAACUCUCUAGGAAAGGGAUCAUGCCUGUGAAUUCUAAACUGAGAGGGGUGCCUGGAGUUAGCCACCUAACUCCCUUUGAGGGGUAGGGUUGAGCUAUACCCCCUCAAUUAUCCUUUCCUAUUGGCUAGCUUACAUGACUCCCCACUCAGCAUGCUGGCUUUUGUGGAUUCCAUUCUUAGGCACCUAACUCUCCCCAUGCAUUGUAUAGGGAGCAUGGGUACAUAACUUAGCUAUGGAAGUCACUAGGUAGCAGGGUGCCUAAAAUGUUAAGCACUGUGAUGCUUAACAUUUAAAUCCCUUUUGUGGACCUAGCGCUUAUGUGCACAUUAAUAUGACAGAAGUACAUCUGGUUAAUGAGUUCCAACCAGGAAUUAACUUUAAACAUUGUCUUGGUCUAAGUCGUUGACAAGUGUAUACCAAAGUCAGUACCAGAAGCAGAACUAAAUACUGAAUUUGCAUCUUGUUACCAAGAAAAUAUUGAUCAUGUUGUAAAGUACAAAAAUAUUAUUCAUUUAUAUCUCAGGGUAAUAUGAAAGCAAUUAUAACUUCAGAAACUCUAGUUCGCUAGUGAAUUAAAUCAUGUGAAAUCUUGAAAUGGCAGUCUUGCAGGCUUUAAAUAUAAAAUCUGCAUUUUCAUAUCUGCCAGAUAUGAAAUUGGAAUAAAUAUACAGGUUAAUAGAGUGCUUUAAAAAAAAACACCACACCAAAAUCCAUGUUUCUAGUUACUAAAUAGAAGCUUAUACAUUGGAUUAAUAACUAUAGCAUGUAUUGCUUUUUUUUUCCAGUUAAAAGGCAUGCAAUGGCAUAUAAAAGUACUCUACGCUUGGGAUUCGCAAGGGCAUUUAGGAUGUAAAUAUAGUGCAGUUAAAAUGUCAUUGGGAGAAAAGCUCUUAAGUCUGUUUACUUUUGAAUUACUCUUUCCACUUAACUUGGCCUAUCAAAUAAUGUAAUUACAAGGGUAAAAGAAAUACUGUCGUGCGCAAGGCCUUAAGAUAUUAUAGGCAGAGAAGUAUAAAUUCAGGAUGUACUAUUGUUUUUACACUGGUCUGUGAGUGUGUUCUCCUUCCUCUCUGCCUUGUCCUAGAACACAUUGUGAAAACAUUCAUCCAAUAUGUUAAUCAGUUGGGACUUCCACAUAGCAGUGUCUGGCCUGUAAAGCUGUCCUUCCUUCAUGUAAUACUGACCUCUGAUUCUGGAAGUCUGCCUGCUUUUCUUCUUGGUGGUUCCCCACUGCACCCUUCUCCCUAGUUUACUAUGUCACAGCCCUGAGAGGCUGGGCUACCAGAGGUAAUUUUUGGUUUUGGAAGUGAGGCAGCUUGUCCAGUAGUAGGAAUCAGCUGCAAGCAUAGAUGAAGUUCAUGAUUAGAGGUAAAAAUAAACUAUUUCACAGGAGUUAGAUGAUCUAGGGGCAGUAUUUAAUAAGAUGAUGGUUGCCACAAAGCUGAAGAGAGAAGGUGGUAGAGGGAGGAAGCAGAAAGUAAGAGAUGGUAGAAAAAGUCCAAGGGUUAAAUAGGUGUCUAGGGAGGGAUUUAGUAGUGGAACUACUUCAUGAUCCCAGCUCUUGAUUCUACUAGGUUACCAUGUCUGUUUUGGUGAUCAGGAUAAAUGGGUGAAAUCCUGAUCCCAGUUAAGUCAAUGGGAAAACUCCCAUUGGCUUCAAGAGGACUGGGAUUUCACCCAAGAACUCUAUCUAGACCCCCCCCCACUAAACCAUGCAUUCAUUUCCCCCAAUGACAGAAAGCAAGUGCACUAAGAAAAUGGGGUUGGUUUGUUUGUUUGUUUGUUUGUUUGUUUGUUUUUAAACUGAUUUCAGAGCAGGAGAGGAGGAACCACUCCGGUGUUUCCUUCACAAACUACCUCUGCCCCCUUUGAAGGGAUAGGAGAGAAUGUAUUGCUAUUUCCCAGCACUAGGGCUGUCUGUUCUGCUAGGCCAUUUUUCGAAACUAAAAAGCCACUGAAAGUCCUUUCUGAAGACUGUAGACUUGUUUUUAAAGUGAUAGAGGGAGAGUGCUGAAAAUUGUAUCAGCUGAUGCAUGGUGCUUAAAGAAAAAAAAUCUGGAGUUUAAAUUUUUAAAUUAUACUUUUGCGUGGAGUGAAAAUAGCUUUUUUGCUUUUUAAAUGUGGGAACUUCUGAUGUUGGAUUAUUUUGUAUACAACAUGGAUUUCUACAUGUAGAAUUGAUAGACGUCCAGGGCUUCUCUUGUGAAGUUUUCUGUACACAAUAAAUGUCUUUUGAAGCUGA
This is a messenger RNA of Chrysemys picta bellii (western painted turtle), 6522 nucleotides long. NCBI's taxonomy places the organism in Eukaryota, Metazoa, Chordata, Testudines, Emydidae. The record is from RefSeq and is a predicted model, not a curated record.